Messenger RNA from Xenopus laevis (African clawed frog), 2488 nucleotides. It is a transcript of the gene spdl1.S, whose product is annotated as spindle apparatus coiled-coil protein 1 S homeolog. Gene Ontology annotation, cellular component: outer kinetochore; spindle pole. NCBI's taxonomy places the organism in Eukaryota, Metazoa, Chordata, Amphibia, Anura, Pipidae. Gene Ontology annotation, biological process: protein localization to kinetochore; mitotic spindle assembly checkpoint signaling; establishment of mitotic spindle orientation. The record is from RefSeq and is marked provisional. Gene Ontology annotation, molecular function: kinetochore binding.
UCUUCAUUCAAACAGCAACAAGCGGCGGCGAAGAAGAAGCAGCAGCAGCAGCAGAAGGCGGUGACGGCGAGCAGGUAACAUUCAGCGGCCAGACCGAAAUUAUUCAUAAUGGAGGAAUCAGAAACUGUAUUGAAACUUCGCCGUCAGCUAAAGGAGGCAGAAGAGGAAAGAGUAAAAGCCGCACAUUAUGGACUGGAACUGCUGGAGAGCCAAAGUGAUCUCCAGAAUCAGCUUGAGGAGCAGCGAAAUGAAAUGACUGGCACUAUUGAAAACUUAGAACAAGAGAAGUACUCCCUUCAAAGAGAAGUUGAACUUAAAAAUCGCAUGCUAGAGAGUCUGACUUCAGAAUGUGAAAACAUAAGACAGCAACAGAAACUUAGUCUUGAACAACUUGAGGAACAACUUGAGAGGAACCAUCAUCGUGAACUCAGUGAGAUUAAAGAUAAGCUAGAGAAACUGAAAGCCGAACUGGAUGAAGCAAGACUAAGUGAGAAACAACUGAAACACAAAUUAGACUAUCAAACUGAGGUACUGGCCAAUAAGUCGGAAGAACUGCGCAUGAUGUCGGAACGUGUUCAUGAAACCAUGUCCUCUGAAAUGCUGACCCUUCAGUUGGAAAAGACUGAACUUGAAACUGCAAAGGACAAUUUAGAACAAGAGCUGAAUGAAUUACAGUAUCGAGAGCAGCAGCUUUUACUGACAAAUGGUAACCAGAGCAGACAGCUGGAGCGCCUUCAGACUGAAAAAGAAGAGCGAGAAAAGGAAGCAGUCGGCUAUUUUUCAGCUUUAGAGAAAGCCCGAGAGGCAAAUCAAGACCUGCAAGCUCAGCUUGACAUUGCUUUGCAACAAGCACAAGACCCCAACAGUAAAGGAAACUCCUUAUUUGCAGAGGUUGAAGAUCGCAGGUCUGAAAUGGAGCGGCAGCUCAUUAGUAUGAAAGUCCAGUUCCAAUCUCUCCAGAAACAACAUGCCUUCUCUAGACAGCAGAUGCACAGAAUGAAGAUUCAAAUAGCAACAUUGCUGCAACUGAAAGGUUCUCAUAGUGACCCUGAACAGCUGGAACGCUUACAGGCUAUGGUAGCGCAAAAGAACAGUGAAAUUGAAACACUUGUUAUGAAAGUGCGACAGCUAGAAAAAUCUCAGCAAAUCUGUGAAAAUGGACCAGUAGCCAGUAGCUGUGAUGGCUUGGGACAGGGGGAUGAAACAUACUACGUUGAUUUACUUAAAAUGAAGCUUGUCAAUUCAAGUAAGGAGAUUGAUAAGGUAAAAGACGAACUCUCUUUGCAACGGAUGAAAGCUCUAGCGGAGAGCCAGCGUGUCUUGGAACUGGAACGGAAGCUUUUCACAAAUGAUAGGCAUCUUAAACUCUCACAAGGCGAAAAUAUGAAACUUCGUGUCAAUUUGGAUGAGAUGAAAAUGAAAUAUGAACCAGAUGAAAUGGGUAAAAUACGCACUCAGAAGCGAAGGAAAGAGCAGCUCCCGCUUGAUUGUCUGAUAGAUAAUACCAGUGUUGCUGUGACUUCAGGCACUGAAGCUCAUGGUCUCUCUGAUGCAACUCCAGGAGAAACAUGCACAGCAGAAUCAUCAGAUGACAAAAAACUUCCUAAAGAAGAUUUAUCUUUAUCUACUAAAGAUCAAGACCCAUCUUCCGUUUUACUAAAACCGAAAGAGCAGCCCAAUGGUCAACCUCCGAAAGAACGCAAACGAGUGAGGAUAAUGGAAGAUGAAAAGGAUACUCCAGAUUUAAACAAAAGAAACGCAAAUAACUGCACCAUUACUUCUACCCACCCCAGGUCCACUUAUGAGGAGUCCACGUCUGAGUUAAAGAAAGUCGAUGAAGAGCAGGAAAAGCGAAAGCAAGAGAGGAAAUCUCGACUCCGAGCUCCUCCUGUUCUCCACGUGCCGUCCAAGCCUGCCACAGCCCAGUGCCCCCAGCAAUAAACCUUUGAAGUAGAAUGCUUUAUUUUCAACAACAAACUAUGCCUACAAUGUCCUCGAUGUUUUAAAAGCUCUGUAGAUCUAUUUAUGCCUUCUUAUGUAAUGUCAGGGAUUGGAGUCCAACAUAAAGGAGGAGGAGCACCGAAAUGAUCAACAGAGAGUAUCGGUAUGAUUGUUACAUGUUCAUGUAAAUAUCUGUUUUAUGUAAAAUAUUUUUGUGUUGGUUUUGUUCAUUUUUUUUUCUGAUGUUGAAAUAAUGUAUGCGUGCAACUUUGCAAAAGCAACACUGCCGGCAACAACUGUCAUCUAUUAAGUGCCCUACACUUCAAAGGAUUGUUUUAUACAUUGUUCAGUAACUUUUCCUACAUAAUGGGGAGGGGGUCUAAUAGUAUUUUUACAAUGAUUCCGUUAUCUAAAUUUGCAGUUCUGUACUGUUUAAUGAGUGCAUUAUUUUUAUAGCCUAAGCGUUGGGCAUCUAGUACAACACAUUAACAAUUUCUUACACCUGUUUUCUGUGUACCUGAUAAUAAAGGUGUGUUUAAUGGCAAAA